Molecule: messenger RNA, 867 nt
Organism: Ostreobium quekettii
Lineage: Eukaryota; Viridiplantae; Chlorophyta; Ulvophyceae; Bryopsidales; Ostreobiaceae
Source: the annotation of a GenBank genome assembly
AUGAUGAUUCGCCAGGUGGCCAUAAAGAAGAUGAAGCGAAAAUUCUAUUCCUGGGACGAGUGCAUGAACCUGCGGGAGGUCAAGUCGCUCCGGAAACUGAACCACCCGUGCGUCGUCAAGCUAAAGGAGGUCAUCCGGGAGAACGACGAGCUGUAUUUCGUUUUCGAGUUCCUGGAAUGCAACCUGUACCAGCUGAUGAAGGACCGCUCCAAGCUCAUUCCCGAAUCCAGAAUUCGGAACUGGACGUACCAGAUAUUCCAGGGCCUGGCGUACAUUCAUAAGCAGGGGUUCUUCCACAGGGACAUGAAGCCAGAGAACCUGCUUGCCUCCAAGGACUGCGUGAAGAUUGCGGAUUUCGGGCUCGCAAGGGAGGUGCGAUCCCGCCCCCCCUACACCGACUAUGUGUCUACCAGAUGGUAUCGGGCGCCAGAGGUGCUGCUUCGGUCGCCGUACUACAACGCCCCGAUCGACCUCUUCGCCAUGGGGGCCAUCAUGGCAGAAGUGUACACGCUGAGGCCACUGUUCCCCGGCAGCUCGGAGGCCGACCAGAUAUAUAAGCUGUGCAGCGUGCUGGGCACGCCCACGCGUCAAAACUGGCCGGAGGGGCUCCAGCACGCGGCGGCCAUGCAUUUCCGGUUCCCGCAGUUCGCGCCAACGCCCCUGUUCAAGAUCAUCCAGAAUGCCUCGCAGGAGGCGCUGGACCUCAUGGGGGCCCUGUGCCACUGGGACCCCAAUCGACGCCCCACGGCGGUGCAGUGCCUGCAGCACCCGUACUUCCAGGCACGUUCCGGGCACAUUCCAGGCACGUUCCGGGCACAGUCUGGCUGUUUUGGGCGCAAGGGGCGGAGAGCGAGAUUUGAUCCAUAG